This is a messenger RNA of Aspergillus clavatus NRRL 1, 327 nucleotides long. Its product is annotated as mitochondrial 54S ribosomal protein mL60. Lineage: Eukaryota; Fungi; Ascomycota; Eurotiomycetes; Eurotiales; Aspergillaceae. The record is from RefSeq and is a predicted model, not a curated record. Gene Ontology annotation, cellular component: mitochondrial large ribosomal subunit. Gene Ontology annotation, molecular function: structural constituent of ribosome. The coding region runs from base 1 to 327 and encodes 108 amino acids. The transcript has 3 exons.
AUGAUGUUCAAGCCAUCAUCGCCUCUCCUCUCGGGUCUUCUAUGGAAGAUCCCGUGGCGUAUCUCACAGCCUCAGAAGGCACGGCAAAGAAAGCGUCUUCGCGCCGUUGACCGCGUUGUCGAUACCCUCAGCGCCGCCUUGCGACGAAAUGGUCAGAGCACGAAAGCCGUCGACCGGUGGUAUGCGGAAAUGCCCCGGGAGGAAGAAAUGUUGCCCAAAGACAAGUACACUCUUUUUGAUAAGAAGGAAAAGACCUACCGGAAGGGCAUUCACAAGCUCCCUAAGUGGACAAGAGUUAGCCAGCGCCUUAACCCUCCUGGUUUCUAA